This is a messenger RNA of Branchiostoma belcheri (Belcher's lancelet), 1757 nucleotides long. RefSeq names its product myosin heavy chain, embryonic smooth muscle isoform-like. The transcript has a single exon. Bases 450 to 1175 code for a protein of 241 amino acids. Lineage: Eukaryota; Metazoa; Chordata; Leptocardii; Amphioxiformes; Branchiostomatidae. The record is from RefSeq and is a predicted model, not a curated record.
GAUGACUGAACAUAUUAUCUAUUGAAGCCUCGGGGUGUUUAUGCAAACUAUUCGGCGUAUAGACCUUUACCCAUACGCCCCUUUGCGUGUCAUUGCCGCGUGACCUCUAUUGAAUAGGCUCAUGUUAUGGAACAGACGCGGCUCGGCCAGGCUUCGGACGGACCGGGAGAACCAAAGGGACAACAGACGCGAUGACCUGCAGUCGGUUUACACCUGAGGAAAAGAAAAACUAGUUCUUGGCUUCUCCGGGCUAUCCAGUAUAAUAGGUAGGAGGGACCAGAAACACGGAGUCUGCCUCGGGGGGUCAAAGAGUUCGCCAUCUGCAUUUCGUGAUAGGUGGUUGGCAAUUAAUCGCGUGUCGGCGGCUUUCGCGUUUGGCAAGACUUCUAAAGGACUGCUGGGAACUGAACCGCGUUUGCCGAGGACGUGCAUAAGGAACCUGUGUUAACAUGAUCACCGACUACUCGAAACAGACUAGAGAGGGCAAGAUAGUCCACUACGUGGUGAAGGAAGAGAAGCAUGUUGUUCAACAGAACCUGGUGACGACCAAUGGAGGUCAAGCGACGACUAAGACCGAUGCGGUAGUCGUUAAGAAUGAGGUUAAGGGGGAGGGGCGCUGCUGUGGCUUUAGGGAGAAGUACGAGAGUUUGGUCGUUUCUCACGAAUCGGUGGUGCUAGAAAGGGAUAAACUGUUGAAGGAACUGGAAAGUCUGAGGACGGCGUCCAAACAGGUUAGUACACUGGAAGCGGAGUUAAAGAGUUUACGUGGGGAGUUGUCUGGGAAGGAUCGAGAGAUUAGUACUAUGCAAAAGCAGCUAGGAGAUGCAGGGGCCGUGAAAAAGAAGCUAGAGGGGGAGCUUGCUCAAUUACGUAAACAGCUGUCCGAACAUCAGCGACAGCUGGGGGAUGCCGGGACAGCUAAGAAGAAGUUAGAGGUUGAGCUUUCACAGCUGAAAAAGCAGCUGUCUGAUUUUCAGAAACAAGCAGGUGACGCUGGGGGUGCUAAAAAGAAACUAGAGGGGGAGCUUUCACAGCUGAAGAAGCAGUUGUCUGAGUUUCAGAAACAAGCUAGUGAGGCAGGGGGCACUAAAAAGAAACUAGAGGGGGAGCUUUCACAGCUGAAGAAGCAGUUGUCUGAGUUUCAGAAACAAGCUAGUGAGGCAGGGGGCGGCUAGACAGAAACUAAGAGGCUGAGCUUUCACAGCUGAAGAAACAAGCUGUCUGAGUUUCUAGAAAACAAGGCCGGUGACGCUGGGGGCGCUAAAAAGAAACUAGAAGGAGAUAUAGCAGAGCUACGAAAGCAGCUUUCCGAACAGAACAGAGCAAAAGCAGAGUUAGAGAGACAGGCAAGUAAGUUGAAGGGGAGAAACAACUGCGAAAGAGAAGCUAAAGAAGGAGUUAGAUGAGUUGAAAAAGAAGUUGAAAGAUAUGCAGGCUGAGAGGGAUAAAUACCAGCGUGAAGUCAAGCAGAAAGAGGGGGACCUAGGAAAGUGUAAUAGAGAAAAAGAAGCUCUGUCGAGGGAGAAAGGUAAGUUGGAAGGGGAGUUAGCACGACUUAAGCAAAGAAUGACCAGUCAGCGGAACAACAAAGGGGGAGGGUGGGUGAGUUAGAAGCCGAACUAACGAAACUUAAGGCGUCGUUAUUGGAGAAGGGUAGCAUAGAAGCUCAGUUACAGCAACUUCAGUCACAGAUGACGAGAGAAAGAUUUUCCAAAUUUCACAGUUAUCGUCAGAAGCAGGCACGAGGGUGCCAAAGU